Messenger RNA from Pyricularia oryzae 70-15, 854 nucleotides. RefSeq lists its product as uncharacterized. NCBI's taxonomy places the organism in Eukaryota, Fungi, Ascomycota, Sordariomycetes, Magnaporthales, Pyriculariaceae. Bases 17 to 775 code for a protein of 252 amino acids. The record is from RefSeq and is a predicted model, not a curated record. The transcript has 3 exons.
GUUGUACGGGAUUCGCAUGGCUCAGCCAAAGAAACUGGCCGUCUUUUUGUUGUCGUCUCUAGGCCUUGGAGUUUGCGUGGCCUCCAUCAUACGCGUGCAGCUUAUUCCAAGAACCAGAUCAUCAGACCCAACAUACGACCUGGUUGAUGCAAUGCUUUGGUCCGAAGUCGAAGUUUCGGCCCUCAUCAUCUGUGUCUGCGUCCCGGAAAUAUACAUACUUGUGCAGAGGACUUGGCCUGUGACACUUGUGCGAAGGGCGACCCCGAGGCCCGCAGCAGGUGAUGCUGAGAGGAACGAAAGACGUAGGGAAAGUCUAGGCGGCCAGCUGCGCAGAGCCUUUAAACGGGCCAACAUCAAGACUGGUCAAGGAUCUUGGUAUGGUUCUCGUUCAGGUGCAUCCUCGGGCACAUGGAGAAGGUCCAGAUUCGGCGUGACCAGUUCCGUGUCUGCUGGUCGGCAGUCAAGACAUCGACUCAGCACGGACGAUACGGGACAGUCAAGCGUGCAAUCACCGGUAGAUGAGGAGCCCAGCCCUCAAUCGGACAGCCCAGACCAUGGCGGUAUUCUUGUCACACACGAGAUUGAGGUCGGCAUCGAGACAGAUGAGGAUAGCAUAUCAGAGGCAGAUGUUAGUGACGCAGCGAUGACUGCGCCUGAGUAUGAAAGGGACUUGACAGAGAGCAGCAUUGUUGAUCAAGAUGGCAGGUUGACGGACACGACCAACGAUUCAAAUGCGGGUGACGGAGAGCAGCCUCCACUUGAGGGAAGCGAAUGACGGUUUUAGAAACUCGAGUUUUGAUACUUGACUAGUCGCAGUAAAAUAGCAACUGAAUGGAACAUUUUGUACAACAAAG